Molecule: messenger RNA, 1749 nt
Organism: Ogataea angusta
Lineage: Eukaryota; Fungi; Ascomycota; Pichiomycetes; Pichiales; Pichiaceae
Exons: 1
Coding region: 1-1749 (582 amino acids)
Biological process (GO): transmembrane transport; carbohydrate transport
Cellular component (GO): membrane
Molecular function (GO): carbohydrate:proton symporter activity
Source: RefSeq, a predicted model, not a curated record
AUGACCGAGUUCGUCGAAAACAUCGAGAAGCCUGAGGAAGUUGAAGUCAUUCCAGACAUCACAAAGAAGAUAACCACCUUAUCUGACAGUGAUGACGGAAGCGGCGCUUUCAACGACUACAUUGCCAGAUUCGUGGAGAUUUCGACGAAUGCCCAGAAUAACGAGCACCAGGAAAAACACAUGUCGCUCAAGGAGGGUCUGAAAACUUUUCCGAAAGCCGCGUGUUGGUCGAUUGUGCUUUCGACAGCCAUCAUCAUGGAAGGAUACGAUACCAUGCUGCUGAACAGCUUAUACUCGAUGCAAUCCUUCGCGAAAAAGUACGGCCAGUACUACCCUGACAUUGACGAGUACCAGGUCCCUGCCAAGUGGCAGACGUCGCUGUCCAUGUCGACCUACGUCGGUGAGAUUGUUGGACUGUACAUUGCUGGUCUUGUUGCCGAGAAAUGGGGAUACAGACGUACGUUGAUAUGGUUUAUGGCAGCUGUUGUUGGGUUAAUCUUUAUUCUCUUCUUUGCGGUCAACGUGCAAAUGCUGCUUGCGGGCGAGCUGCUAUGUGGUAUUGUCUGGGGUGCGUUCCAGACUCUUACCGUGUCAUACGCCUCGGAAGUGUGUCCCGUUGUCCUGAGAAUCUACCUGACCACCUAUGUCAACGCCUGCUGGGUUAUCGGACAGUUGAUUGCUGCUUGUUUGCUGAGAGGCACCAUGACCCUGACCAACGAGUGGUCAUACAAGAUUCCUUUCGCCGUGCAGUGGAUCUGGCCGGUGCCCAUUAUGAUCGGAAUCUACCUGGCUCCAGAGUCGCCCUGGUGGCUGGUCAAAAAGCAUAGGGACGCAGAAGCCAAGAAAAGCAUCAUGAGACUGCUGAGUCCAAACAAAGAGGUGCCCGACGUUGCUCCGCUAGCCGAGGCAAUGUUGAACAAAAUGCAACUCACCAUCAAGGAAGAGACUGCGCGCGUGUCCAACGUCUCGUACCUUGACUGCUUCAGACACGGUAACUUCAGAAGAACAAGAAUUGCCGCCAUGAUCUGGCUCAUCCAGAAUAUCACGGGAUCGGUCUUGAUGGGCUAUUCGACCUACUUCUACCUCCAGGCAGGACUUGAUAGUGGUAUGUCUUUCACUUUCUCCAUCAUCCAGUAUGCACUGGGUCUUAUUGGAACGAUUGCUUCGUGGCUGCUGUCGCAAAAAAUGGGCCGCUUUGACAUAUACUUCCUGGGUCUCAGCAUUAACACGUGCAUCUUGAUCAUUGUCGGAGGUUUGGGCUUCGCGUCGUCGAGCAGUGCGUCUUGGGCAAUUGGUUCGUUGCUCCUUGUCUUCACUUUCGUCUACGACUCAUCCAUCGGUCCUAUUACCUACUGUAUCGUUGCAGAAAUCCCUUCAUCGACGGUGCGUGCCAAGACAGUCGCUCUUGCUAGAAACUGGUACAACCUGUCUCAAAUCCCGCUCUCCAUUGUCACUCCUUACAUGCUCAAUCCGACCGCUUGGAACUGGAAAGCAAAAGCGGCCCUGUUAUGGGCAGGUUUGUCUCUUUGCUCACUGGUUUACAUCUGGUUCGAGUUCCCAGAAACAAAAGGAAGAACGUAUGCUGAGCUGGAUAUCUUGUUCAAGAACGGCACCAGUGCCCGUAAAUUCAAGUCCACUCAGGUGGAAACUUUCAACCCUGAGGAAAUGUUGAAAAAAAUGAAUAAUGAGGAUAUCAUACAGGUUGUUGAUGGUGACCUGGAUGCCGGUGCGGCCACGGCUAAGGUUUAA